Messenger RNA from Rubroshorea leprosula, 1831 nucleotides. The record is from the annotation of a GenBank genome assembly. NCBI's taxonomy places the organism in Eukaryota, Viridiplantae, Streptophyta, Magnoliopsida, Malvales, Dipterocarpaceae.
CUCCAUAAACCUCCGUAUUUUCAAUACUGUGCCUUCUCUCCCUAACCUCGUGACCUAGAAUCCAUGGAUACCGCUAAGUGGGCUCGGGGCUCCGCUCUAGUCGUAUGCGUUCGCUUCUUCGCCUUCUCGAUGCUGUCAUCUGUUGCUUCUGCCAAGGAACUUUCUUUAGCUGUUGGGGACUCCAAUGCUACGUUGCAGCUACGUCCUGCCUUGCAAGUGCAGAACUCUCCAGGUUUGAAACCAACAGUUACAGCUGUUUUUGAAAGAGUCUACAUUCAUGGGCUGUCGAGGCUUCGAAACCUGAACAAGUUUGCCCAUUCAGUGAAGGUGAAGGUUUCACAGGUUAAAUCAAGUUCACUCAAACCGAAUGUGGAAAUCUGUCUCCAUAGGAACAUGUCUCUUGGAAUUGGGAUGUGCCCUCAGAGCCAGUGGGAGAAGGUUUCAAAGGGUUCAUGGAUUGAACCCAUGUCCCCUUUUGACCUCAAGGUCUUAGACAUAAGGAUGAUUAGUUCAUCAGCAGAAACCCUGGAAGUGUCCAUUAUAGAAGAAUUUUAUGUGUAUCGUGUUUUGUUUUUAAUCGUGGGCAUCCUAUUACUGAGCUCUGCAACCUUUCUGAGCAAAUCAUUAGCAUUCUACUACAGCAGUGCCAUGGCAGUUGGAGUUAUCCUUGUAGUACUACUGGUCCUUUUUCAGGGAAUGAAGCUACUCCCAACUGGUCGGAGGAGUUCGCUUGCCAUUUUUAUAUAUUCAUCUAUGGUUGGUUUAGGAUCUUUUCUUCUCCGCCAUCUGCCAAGUUUGUUGCAGUCAGUACUUGCAGAGAUAGGAAUUAGUGAAGACAUGUAUAACCCUUUGGCAAAUUUUUUGCUGGCUUUUAUCAUUCUAGCUGGAGCAUGGUUGGGUUUCUGGGCUGUUCGCAAACUUGUCUUGGCAGAAGAUGGAUCAGUUGACAUAAGCACAUCCAAUUUUGUUGCUUGGUCCAUACGGAUUUUUGCUGUCACUAUGAUUCUUCAGAGUUCUUCAGAUCCCCUCCUCACACUGGAGGCAUUAGUGUCUAGCAUAAUGGUUUCAAAAGUUUUGCAGAGAACAACUAGAUUGAGAUUCUUGCGUCGCCUGUACAAGAAGUUGUUCAAAUUUGUCAAAAACAUCUGGAGAAGUUCUGAGAUUCCUGAUUUUUCACUAUCUCAAGAUCCUUAUGAUGAAUACGUAUACAGGAUCCCGUAUGAAACUAAGUUCCCCCAGCAUCGGUUCAAACGUUCUAACCUGGCUUCAUGCAGUUCUCCUGUACAAGGUAUUACCACAACAUCAACUAGUCGUCUGUCAGAUAUGGACUCGUAUCCUUCAACCAUCCACGAGACUCCUGACAGGAGAAAAUUUACAAAGCAAGAGUUUGAGAAGUUCACACGAGAGUCCACAAAAAAGGCCGUUGAUGAACUUGUUUCUUCUCCUGAUUUCAGCAAAUGGGUUGCUGCUAAUGCGGAUAGAAUCACGGUAACAUCCGGAAAAAGCCCUGCUAGCAUUUCCGGUCAGCCUCAUCGGUGGCUUCUGUGGUUCUAAGCAAGGUUAAUUCUCCAAUGUAUUGUGUACCAGCAAAAAUUCAGACAUUAGUCACAGAACGAACUCAGGUUCAAAUGAUCGUUGGUAAGCAGUGGAAUAUCAAGGAUGGAAUUUGGAGCGUGUGAAUAUCAGCAAUUUCAGAUGAAACCAAAAGCAUGCUUGUAAACGUAGAUUAACCCUUUCCAGGUUUAGGAAGGAUUGUAGGAACGCGGAUGAUGUCAUUGUUGUAUUGUAUCAUGAUAUUGUGUCUACUCAGUUCUUCGUUCAAUCUUUCAGC